Messenger RNA from Siniperca chuatsi (mandarin fish), 4964 nucleotides. It is a transcript of the gene hoxa9b, whose product is annotated as homeobox A9b. Bases 1817 to 2572 code for a protein of 251 amino acids. Gene Ontology annotation, biological process: DNA-templated transcription; anterior/posterior pattern specification; embryonic skeletal system morphogenesis. NCBI's taxonomy places the organism in Eukaryota, Metazoa, Chordata, Actinopteri, Centrarchiformes, Sinipercidae. Gene Ontology annotation, molecular function: DNA-binding transcription factor activity, RNA polymerase II-specific; RNA polymerase II cis-regulatory region sequence-specific DNA binding. The transcript is spliced from 3 exons. Gene Ontology annotation, cellular component: nucleus. The record is from RefSeq and is a predicted model, not a curated record.
GGGCCUGUAAUAGAUGUCUGGCGGCACACUUCGGUGCUUUUUGUCCUUGACUUAAAUGUAAACCAAUGAGUGGAGAAGCAGUGAUUUUGUCUUUAUUAUUAUUUCAAAUGUAUUUAAAAUUAUGAAUGUGGGUCCUUGUUGCAAAAACGAAGACAAACACUUUUUUAAUGGUAAAAUGCGUAAUGUUAAUGUGUAAGUAAAGACGCAUCUGGGCUGCCUGGACAAAAACUGUCCAAAAUGUUGCAGAACAGUUUGACAGUUGCCGCACAUAUCAGAUGAUGAACAAAAUCUGUCUGAGCAUUGUCUUUUGCGCCUUUACAGAUUUCUAAAAUUGUUACAGGUAGCCCUCUUUAUACCAAGAAACUGCACAAUUUUCACACCUUGAAAACACUAAAAACACAUCAUAACAGAUAUGCCUGAAGAGGAGAGCGGGCUGUUGAGUGGUUUAGGUAGUCUCAUGUUGUUGGGCUAUAAUAUUUCUCCCACAACACGAAACUGCCUUGAUUACCUCAGUAAAACUCGUCGCAUCAUGGAAAGUGAAUCCAUAUUAAUUACUGGUCGAAUUUAUUAAUCAUUUGGCGCAGACUGCUUCAAACACAUAAACAUUUAUUAUUCCAAAAAGUGCAAUAAAGUGUUUUGUUGUUGUGCGUAAAAGGAACUCUUGAUAUGAUUUUUGUCUUUCAGUGGGUUUUCAUUAUGCAGCUAAAUUUUAUUAUAUAUGUAUCUGGACUCGGUUACAUUCAAUCUUAGAGAUACAAAGUGUUCACCAUGUCUAUAAUUUAAGGCACAGUCUGUAAAGGAGUCUGAGAGUCUCUAUGUGAUCUAAACAGCAGGAAGUUAAGAUGCAGGCUGGGAAAUGAAAGGAUUAAGGCUCGUAUAUGUCCAGGAGAGGAGGAAAGGACAGACAAGGCCUCGGUUAUGAUCAUUGCAGUCUGCCAGUUGCCUCGCCGUAGGAAAUGCCGGAUGCGUCUGCUUGAGCCAGAGAAAAGACACAAAGGCUGAGCUUUAUUGGUGAUAUUAAGCUUAGACAGCCAGGUUGUAACCUUAAGAAAAACAACCCAAUUGCCCGUGAUAAAAGGGACUGUUAUAUAGCACCCAAAUAACCUUACCCCACUUUCCGUUUUAGAUUGUCUUCAAAGUAGACCCACAAACCUGCAGACACAGCAAUGUGCAUCUUGGAAACCUUAAUAUGUUUUGACAUUGUAAACUCCAGUGAUGCUUUAAACACAUCUCUCCUUGUUUUAUCUUAUUUAAGAAGUCGUUUUUGUGUUUUAUAUUCCAACCACUAACAAGAACCAGAAUUUUCUUUCCCAAAGUUAGAGGUUUAUGGAUGGAGGUCAUUAAAUUAUUUUACAUGUUUUAUUUUCGAGAAUAAAUAAUCCCAUUAGUUUUAAUGGAUAUACAAUUUUUUUAAGGGAAGAGGUUGUUUGGUGAUUUCACAAAUGGAGGCUUUAAAGUAAUACCCCCCUGCUCCCCUCUAUCACAACACCAACAUCAGAUCUCUUGACAAAAAUCAUAACGUUUAUUGCUUAUAAAACGUAAUAUUUCCCAAUAAAAGCGCGGGGAUUUGCUAUUAAAAUAUGGUAGGGAAAAUGGUGGCCAUUUACUUGAGCAGCAGGCUGAUUUAUUAUUUAUUGUUCUGUCCCACGGUCACGUGUUUGGGGCGCCCUAUCCAGUCUUGGGCAAGGUUCAACUUACUGGACGCAUUGAGCCCCUAUAGCUGGUGCAGGAAAGCAGCACAUUAUAUGCAAUGACUCUGUUUUUUCUAAACAUUGCAGGACUGUAACCCGUUAUUUUUUGCUUUUGCAUUUUUGCAAUGUCGACGUUGGGAACUAGUUAUUAUGUUGAGUCGCCUGUUCUUCCCGAGCAGGAAGAUAUGGCACCGAGGUACUCAUCAGCUGCAGGGGUGGAGCAGACGAUGCUCAGCGAAUAUGGCGGACACGAGUCUUGUCCUUUGCAGGCGAAAUCUUCUAUUUUUGGUGGAUCUUGGAAUCCCAUCUCGGCCCACCCUCCAAACACAGCCACUCCGACCUAUAUACAUCACCAUUACACGAGCGGGGACAGCGAUGGCAUGUUUACGCGCUCCUGGGCGUUGGAUCCGGUCUCGGCGUCCCUGUGUUUGACGGGAUUACCAUCGACAGCCAUGCAUUAUGAGAUAAAACCCGAACCUCUGAUUGGGAGUGCUGAAUGUACAACUUUGGAGGCGCACACACCUCUUUUGUCUGACAUCGGAAACGAAGCGUCCCUUGCGGAGAUUCCCUGCGAAACCACAUCCACGUCUAAAACCACUGAAGAGAGCCCGUCAGCAGAGGACAAGAGGGAGAUAGAUGCAAAUAACCCAUCAUCCAACUGGCUUCACGCGAAGCCCACCAGAAAAAAGCGUUGUCCAUAUACAAAGCAUCAAAUCCUCGAACUGGAAAAGGAGUUUCUGUUUAACAUGUACCUCCCCCGGGAUCGUAGAUACGAAAUAGCGAGAGUCCUGAGUUUGACCGAGAGACAGGUGAAAAUCUGGUUUCAGAACCGCAGGAUGAAGAUGAAGAAAGAAAACAAAGACCGGCGGAGAGACAGUUAACUGGUUUUGGACUGAUGGUGGAUUAGAGCCUGAGGGGGGAGCAGGGGGAGGGAGAGGGAGGCCUGUCUUUAAUAUUCCUGACCUAUUACACAUGUUGUUGUAAAAUUUGUGUUGUUAAAACAAUGCUGGGUUGUUUUUUCUAUGAUAUCCAGUGUUUCAUGUUUGUGAGAGGACAAAGUGUCUCGUCUGAAUUUAGAUGUGUUGUAUUUGGCGCACAGAAAUAGUUAAACUAUAGUCCAUUUGUUAUUUGCAUGAAAGUAUCCUUGACUACCUGAAUGUCUUUCAGCUACCUAUUUGCAUUGUUUAAGUUAUUGUUUUUGCAGUCUAGAUGUUUUUUAACGGAUAGGUUUUUAUCCAUUUGUGAAAACACUGUGCACACUCAAAAUACCUCGUAGUUCCUGGUUUCACCCAAAAUAAAGAGCAGUUUGUAUAGCACAUUAGAAACGUAUUAUGUCUUAAUAAUUUGUUAUCAUUUUGCUUAAUAUUAAAACAUGCCAAACAGUUUAACAAUAUAUAUAUAUAUAUACAGGCUUACUAUACAUGAAUAAAAUACUAAAACUUACUUAAUUUACUGCUCGGUUCACCAUAAAUUGUAUUAACUAUUUCGACAAAAUUAGAAUUUUUACUUUUGUCAUUUUAAGAUUUUAAAAAGCCCACUUUUACUUCGUCUUCUGGUUUGUAACCAUUGAGCUUUAUGGCGCAAACAACCCAAAUAAGCCACAAAACUUCCCAAGGCCUGUCCACAUUUCUUUUCUCUCUCAGAACCAAAUAUUGAAUGCAAAGAUUUAAAAAAUGGCUGCAGUUACUUGAUUUAUCUUUAGAUGUCCUUGGAUCCUUCGUUUGAAAAGCUUUUAGGCUACAGAAAUUAAAUCCGCAGAAUCGAUUGCAAACCAACAUGUACCAAUUUGAAAUAAAGUCACGAAAGAGUGAGAGCAAAUUAAAGACAUAGGGAAACACAGUUUAGUAUUUAUAGAAUAUUUUGCAUUUAAUUAUUGUCUGAAACGCAGCAUGUGUACUUUGUAGGACAUUUGCGGCCUUUGAACGCCCUACAAACUAGACUAGGUGCCCUCCUGCAAUAAACCACAAUUGCAGCCUCGACUGUUUAUAAGGUGCGAAAACAGCAAAGCAUGUAGAGGCUCUGUGACAGCAGUAAACCAGUAUUUCUAAUGAGGCUCGGACUAACAGUCAAAUAUGUGAUAUUGUUAGAUAGGCCUGAAGGCAUUGGGGUAACACACACACACACACACACACACACACACACAUACAGACAAACACAGGAGAAGUGUGUGUGUAUAUGGCAGGAUUGCAGAUGGGUCUGUCCUGAAACGUCUAAUUACUUUACAACAGUCUACCAGCAAUUAGACUGUCCAGAAACAUCCGUUUGUUGUUUUGUCUCAGCAGAACAGGCACACACACACACACACACACACACACACACACACACACACACACACACACACACACACUAACACAACAACACUGAAACAGUUUCCAAAUAAACUCCACAACACACAUCACUUUAUUUGGUGAACAAGUAGAAAAUGACACACAUAAAAAAACAAAAAAACAUUUGGUAGUUAACCCCCCACAAACUUUAAUUAGAACAAACACCACCGUCCUGAUGGUGGUGUCGGUGCUGCGCGCUGAGCUGAGUGCUGCUGUGCUCUGACCGCCAGCAGGUGGAGGCAGCAGCUCAUCUGAGGAACAACGUUCAAACCGGAUGAUGCGUUCAUGGCACACCAAGACCACUCCCCAUUUAUUACAGACCUGCACAAAUUGCGUCGUUUUCGUCGUAAAUCAUCUGAUCCCGCUGCGUGGUCUGUUUCAUUGUAUCGUCAUCUGUGGCAUGAAUUGCUCUUUAAAGAUCUUUAUUUAAUUAAAGUGGGGUUCUGUUUGUGCCAGGGGGAUCCUUUACAUUUUUACUGCCGCUUCUGAGAAAAGCACAAAAUAGUUUCUGAAAUGACUCCACCUUGUGCUUUUGAAUAGUUUAGAGGAAUGGCUGCAGCUAUGAUAAUCACACAUGGCUGCAUGCAUGUUCUAAUAAAUACUCACAAAUAUUGAUAUAAACUGUUGCAUAUCAAAGGCAAAUAUAUAAUUUUAUAUCCAUCAAUAAAUAAGCAACUAUGUGAACACAUAGUAUGUGUGAGCAUAUAUGCAUACAUGAAAUGCUCUGCUGAUCAUGAUUGAGGUGGCAUGAUGAUCACAUGAUUAUCCACACACCUGCAUUUUCAGAGGCAUGUCAUCACUUUCCUUUUUCCAGGAGCUGGUCCAGGGGUUCGGCUGGUGGACCCUAACUGAGCGAUGAACUUGAGGUCCUAAAAAGGCAACUGAGCGAGGACACUUGAAUCAAAGAGGCAGAUAACUGACAGCUAGACUGGUAGUCUCUUAAAAG